Molecule: messenger RNA, 1625 nt
Organism: Tarenaya hassleriana
Lineage: Eukaryota; Viridiplantae; Streptophyta; Magnoliopsida; Brassicales; Cleomaceae
Product: dihydropyrimidine dehydrogenase (NADP(+)), chloroplastic
Exons: 8
Coding region: 77-1363 (428 amino acids)
Biological process (GO): thymine catabolic process; uracil catabolic process
Cellular component (GO): cytoplasm
Molecular function (GO): iron-sulfur cluster binding; NADP binding; dihydropyrimidine dehydrogenase (NADP+) activity
Source: RefSeq, a predicted model, not a curated record
UUUCAUUUUUUUUUGGUAAAACUCAUCUUUCAUUUCUUCCUCGCAGCAAAAAAAUAAAGAUCUACAAUCUCCGAUCAUGGCUUCCAUGAGUUUCGCCUUGGCUCGCCCUGCUCUCGCUUCUGACCUCGCCUCCACCGCUGAAUUCCACUCCUCCGGUCGCCGUCUUCGCUUGUCUCCGUCCAGCCGAGUUGGUCUGAGGAUCUCUGCUUCCGCCGAUGCGGUGGAUCCCGAUCUCAGCGUCACCGUCAAUGGCCUCAAGAUGCCGAAUCCGUUCGUGAUCGGGUCUGGUCCUCCUGGUACCAACUACACCGUCAUGAAGAGAGCCUUUGAUGAAGGCUGGGGUGCUGUUAUCGCCAAGACCGUUUCACUUGAUGCUGCCAAAGUUAUUAACGUAACGCCUAGGUAUGCCCGGUUACGAAGUGGAUCAAAUGGCUCGGCGAAAGCUGAUAUCAUUGGGUGGGAGAACAUAGAACUCAUCAGCGACCGCCCUCUGGAAACCAUGCUCAAAGAGUUUAAACAACUGAAAGAGGAGUAUCCUGAUCGGAUUCUCAUUGCGUCAAUCAUGGAGGAAUACAACAAGGCUGCCUGGGAAGAACUCAUUGAUCGCGUUGAACAAACUGGAGUUGACGCCUUAGAAAUCAAUUUCUCUUGUCCUCAUGGCAUGCCGGAGCGCAGAAUGGGUGCAGCAGUUGGACAAGAUUGUGCUCUUCUAGAGGAGGUCUGUGGAUGGAUAAAUGCUAAAGCUACUGUACCUGUAUGGGCCAAGAUGACCCCCAAUAUUACCGACAUAUCACAGCCAGCUCGAGUAUCUUUGAAAUCAGGAUGUGAAGGAGUAGCUGCCAUCAACACUAUCAUGAGUAUCAUGGGAAUCAAUCUUAAAACGCUGCGUCCUGAGCCGUGCGUUGAGGGCUACUCAACUCCAGGAGGCUAUUCAUUCAAGGCUGUCCGCCCUAUUGCACUUGGAAAAGUGAUGAACAUUGCCAAGAUGAUGAAAUCUGAGUUCAAUGAUAAAGAUUACUCGCUUUCAGGCAUCGGAGGUGUCGAGACAGGGUAUGAUGCUGCUGAGUUCAUUCUCCUUGGCGCAAACACUGUACAGGUAUGCACUGGUGUGAUGAUGCAUGGAUACGGUCUUGUUAAAACCCUUUGCAGUGAGCUUAAAGAUUUCAUGAAGCAGCACAAUUUCUCAUCGAUAGAUGACUUCAGGGGGCAUUCGCUUGAGUACUUCACGACACACACGGAUUUGGUGCGGAGACAGCAAGAGGCGAUACAGCAGAGAAGAGCGGAGAGGAAAGGGUUGAAGUCCGACAAAGAUUGGACCGGAGACGGGUUUGUGAAGGAGACGGAGAGCAUGGUUUCAAACUGAAGUAAAAGGGCACAAUUUGGUGAGGCAGUGGAUGGACUCUCAAUGAAAUGAAAACGUUGUGGCAUCGGUCCAAUUCCAUGUGUUAAAAUAAUUAACACGUAAUUAUCAAUUUCCACUGGUUAAGUUGUUAUUUUCUUCAAAGGACACGCGUCUUGAAUCCAUCAAUAUGUUGUUAUGUAAUUUUCUUCAUUUUUAAAGUUUAGUUAUGUUUGGAUGUGUUGCGGCUGUGUAAUGAUAAUAAUGCUACAAUCAACGUCCAGUA